Leptopilina boulardi is the source of this 1610-nucleotide messenger RNA. RefSeq lists its product as uncharacterized. The transcript has 4 exons. The record is from RefSeq and is a predicted model, not a curated record. The coding region runs from base 712 to 1497 and encodes 261 amino acids. Lineage: Eukaryota; Metazoa; Arthropoda; Insecta; Hymenoptera; Figitidae.
CUCUCCUCUUUUUUUAAAGCAAUAUUGCUUUUAAUUUAUUUUUCCCACGACGAACAAAUUAUUAGUGUAUUCAAUGUGUUUACUUUUCUCAAUAUAAUUGAUAAGUCAAGAAGGGACGGGGACCAUAAAAAAAAAAAUAGUGAAAUAUUAUCGAUUAAAUUGACAUGAAAUAUUGUAGAGGACAUGAUGCAAUUUUGUCUUUAAAAAACUGUGGUCUCACGAGAAAAAAAAAUAGUUGGGAAAAUAUUUAUCUUUUGAUUUUUUUUUUUGCGUAAUCAAUGAUCAUUGGUUUGCGUCUAUGAAAAACCAGUCGAUCUCCGUUCAUCAGGCCAUGCGGAUCUAAUCAAAAGUCAAAGCCUGCAAACGUAGUUAAACAAAUCCUAUUUAUAAAUUUCAUGUUUUUCGUUUUUCUUUUAAAAAAAAUAAAAAAAUUUUUAAUGGGCUAUGAAUAUCACCAAAAAAUUUUUUCAACGAGAAAAAAAAUCAUUUCUAUUUUAUUUCAUUCUCUCUUCUCUACUGUCUCAUCGAAAAAAAAAAUUUUGCAGAAACACUAACAAUUUAUCGGAAAAUAAAAAAAAAAAUGAAGAGGAUCAACAGCACAGUGUACAAAGAACAAAAUCAAAAUCAUCAAAAAAAAAAAGAAAAAAUGAAAUGAAAUUUGGAUCAAAGAAAAAAAAAAUUGUGAAACUAUUUUAAAAUUGAAAAAGAAAAAUGGAUGCAAAACGUGCAGAGAGUAUUCUCGGUGUUUUAUAUUCAUUGACGGCAAUUUUCACGACAAUUUCAAUUGUUUGCCUAGUGAUUCCAUGGCAGCAUUGGUCACGUACUUUGGACAAUUGCAUUGAUGUUGAUUGCGGUUGUAUUUUAUAUGGAAGAACAACAUUUAGCACACUUUUUGGUGGUGAUGUGAAAAUUUGUCAUUUUGGAAUUUAUAGUUUGACGCCAAUUUUCAUUAUUGGUCUGUGCUUGGCAAUUUAUCAUGGUUAUCGAAGUUGCAUUCCAAAAGAUUUCGAUGAACCGCGAAUCACAUCGCGACGACGAAAUUCAAUUGAUAAUCGUGAUUUCAUGAGAGGAGACGUUAUUGUUAUUCGUCGAAAACAAAGACAGCCAUUUAAACAAUGGAUCCUGGCGAGUUUUUUGGCUGCACUUUUAGGAUUUUUAUCCUUGGCCCAUGCAAUUAUUAUCACUGAUGGAUAUUAUAAAACCUGUGAGCAAUACAAACGAAAUAUGGUGAAGCUCCUUGGUUCUCGUGGUCGUGAACUUCAAGCCAUACACAAUCGUCUUUCUUGUGGUGCAAUUUUCGAUUUUAUGGAUUAUAUUCAGCCGGAUUCAAAUAAUUGGAGACGUGGCGAUGAAAUAAAUACUGGACUCUCUCUUCAAUUGUCGAUAAUUUGUACAUGGUUCAAUUUUUUCACUUGGAUUCUAAUUUUCACAAUUAAUUUUAUAAUGGCACGACGAAGAGCCAAUAACGCUGGCGAAAAAUUCUGUUGUUUCUCCUGAGAAUUCUAGAUUUUCUUCUUAACAGAAUAUUAUACCUUCAGUAUUUCAUUAUAUUUAAAUAUAUUAUAACAAAAAAUUGAAUAGAAUAAAUAAUUUAUAGUAAAAUAAAUAAA